Coccinella septempunctata (seven-spotted ladybird) is the source of this 1792-nucleotide messenger RNA. RefSeq names its product RNA-binding protein 14-like. The transcript is spliced from 3 exons. Gene Ontology annotation, cellular component: extracellular matrix. Bases 121 to 1650 code for a protein of 509 amino acids. NCBI's taxonomy places the organism in Eukaryota, Metazoa, Arthropoda, Insecta, Coleoptera, Coccinellidae. The record is from RefSeq and is a predicted model, not a curated record.
CUUGAGUGCACAGGGCGGGGAUUCGAUUGAUUUCGUUAUUUGUAUCGCCUACCGCUGCAAUUUUGGUAUAAAUACUUUGAAAUAAACAGAAGAUAAUCAUACUCGACGUACACAACUAUCAUGGCGUUCAAAUUUGUUUCCUUCGCCGCCCUUUUGGCCCUUGCCCGUGCCGGUGUUCCUUUGGGAUACGCCGCUGCUCCAGCUGUAUCAUACUCCAGUCUCUCAGCUCCAGUGACCCACUACGCAGCAGCCCCCGCUGUUGCCAAAGUUGCUACCUACUCAGCAGCUCCAGCAGUCUCAUACUCAAGCAUCUCAGCUCCAGUAUCCCACUACUCCUACGCUCCAGCUGUAGCUAAAGUUGCCACCUACUCUGCUCCAGUAGCCCACUACUCCUACGCCCCAUCUGUCCAAACCUACUCUGCUCCAGUUGCCCACUCUUACUCCGUAGCCCCAGCUGUCCAGACCUACUCUGCCCCAGUCGCUCACACCUAUGCUGCCGCCCCAGUUGCUUACGCCAAAUACGCUGCCCCUGUAGCCUACGCCACCCCAGUUGCCAAGACCAUCGUUGCUGAACCAGAAGCACCAGCCAACUACGAUUUUGGAUACUCCGUCAACGACCCCCACACCGGAGACGUCAAAUCCCAACAAGAAUCCCGCCGUGGUGAUGCCGUCCAAGGAAGUUACUCCCUCAUCGAAGCCGACGGAAGCAAACGUACUGUCGAAUACACCGCUGAUGAUCACAAUGGAUUCAACGCUGUUGUACACAAAGAACCAGCUGCUGUAGCUGUCAAAACCGCCGUUCCAGUCGUAGCCAAAUACGCAGCCCCUGUAGCUUAUGCUGCCCCAGUUGCCAAAUACGCUGCUCCAUUAGCUUAUGCCGCCCCUGUAGCCAAAUACGCCUAUGCAGCUUCACCACUCGCCUACUCCAGCCUCUCGGCUCCAGUAGCCCAUUACGCCGCCCCAGCUGUUGCCAAAGUUGCAACCUACUCCGCUGCUCCAGCAGUCUCAUACUCAAGCAUCUCAGCUCCAGUAUCCCACUACUCUUACGCUCCAGCUGUAGCUAAAGUUGCCACCUACUCUGCUCCAGUAGCCCACUACUCUUACGCCCCAGCUGUCCAGACCUACUCUGCUCCAGUUGCCCACUCUUACUCCGUAGCCCCAGCUGUCCACACCUACUCUGCUCCAGUCGCUCACACCUAUGCUGCCGCUCCAGUCGCUUACGCCAAAUACGCCGCCCCUGUAGCCUACGCCACCCCAGUUGCCAAGACCAUUGUUGCCGAACCUGAAGCACCAGCCAACUACGAUUUUGGAUACUCCGUCAACGACCCCCACACCGGAGACGUCAAAUCUCAACAAGAAUCUCGUCAUGGUGAUUCUGUCCAAGGUAGCUACUCCCUCAUCGAAUCUGACGGAAGCAAACGUACUGUCGAAUACACCGCUGAUGCCCACAACGGAUUCAACGCUGUUGUACACAAAGAACCAGCUGCCGUAGCUGUCAAAACCGCCGUUCCAGUCGUAGCCAAAUACGCCGCCCCUGUAGCCUAUGCUGCCCCAGUUGCCAAAGUUGCCUAUGCUGCAGCUCCACUCAUCACCAAGAGCUACGCUCCAACCAUUUCCUAUGCUGCUGCUCCAGCUUACUACCACCACUAAGUGAUUUCUAAUCGAGGAGAUUUUUUGUGUCUCUUCAGUGUUUUGGACUUCUGUAUAUAUGUUUGUUGAAAAUUGAUUUAUUUUAAGGCUAUUUAUAUUCUAUAUAUUUCUUCCUAGGAUGAAUAAAUUUUCGAAUAUUUAA